Molecule: messenger RNA, 1455 nt
Organism: Penicillium brevicompactum
Lineage: Eukaryota; Fungi; Ascomycota; Eurotiomycetes; Eurotiales; Aspergillaceae
Gene: gel2
Product: 1,3-beta-glucanosyltransferase gel2
Exons: 4
Coding region: 1-1455 (484 amino acids)
Biological process (GO): fungal-type cell wall (1->3)-beta-D-glucan biosynthetic process
Cellular component (GO): fungal-type cell wall; cytoplasm
Molecular function (GO): 1,3-beta-glucanosyltransferase activity
Source: RefSeq, a predicted model, not a curated record
AUGCUCACUUACGCUCGUCUGCUCACCUCAGUGUGUGCGCUUGUCAGCACAGCUGCAGCUCUGACCCCACUUGAGGUCAGCGGCAAGGACUUCGUGAACUCGGAGACUAAGGAUCGUUUCCAGAUCAUCGGUGUGGACUACCAGCCCGGUGGAUCGUCUGGCUUCACAUCCAAGAAGGAUCCUCUGAGUGAUGCCGAUGUCUGUCUCCGUGAUGCUGCCCUCAUGCAGCGCCUGGGUAUCAACACUAUCCGUGUUUACAACUUGGAGCCUUCGCUCAACCACGACAAGUGUGCUUCCAUCUUCAACGCUGCCGGUAUCUACAUGAUCCUCGAUGUCAGCAACCCUCUGGAGGGUGGCUAUCUCGACCGCAGCGCCCCUUGGACCACCUACAGUGCCAUCUACUACAAGCAGGUCUUUGGUGUCAUUGAGGGCUUCAAGAACUACGACAACCUGCUCGGUUUCUUUGCUGGAAACGAGGUUAUCAACGAGGAAGCUACUUACUCCGCCCCCAAGUACAUUCGUGCCGUUGUCCGUGAUAUGAAGGACUACAUCGCCAAGAACUCCAAGCGUGCCAUUCCUGUCGGUUACUCCGCUGCUGACAUCCGUAACAUUCUCAUGGACACCAUCCACUACUUUGAGUGUGACCUCAAGAACUCCACCUCUUCCCGUGCUGACUUCUUCGGUCUCAACUCUUACUCCUGGUGCGGCGACUCCUCUUACAAGUCCAGCGGAUAUGAUGUCUUGACUGAAGACUUCACCAAUGCCACCAUCCCCGUCUUCUUCUCCGAGUACGGCUGCAACGAGGUCCAGCCCCGUACCUUCACCGAGGUGCAGGCCAUCUACGGCGUUGAGAUGACCCAGGCCUUCUCCGGUGGUCUCGUCUACGAGUGGACCCAGGAGGACAACGACUACGGUCUCGUCAAGGUCAACGACUCUAACACCGUCACCACCCUCGUCGACUUCGACAACUUCCAGGACCAGGUCAACAAGCUCGACUUUGACCGCAUCACCUCCAGCAACUCCACCCAGGCUAACGUCAAGGCCGAGACCUGUGAUACCUCUCUCAUCACCCGCAAGUCCUUCUACAACGCCUGGGAUCUGCCCGAGGUUCCCUCCAAGGUCUCCGACUACAUCAAGAACGGUCUGCCUAACGCCCCCACUGGAAAGCUGGUCUCCGUCUCUAGCACCACCAUCCCCCAGAAGGUCUACGACCACUCCGGUAAGGAGAUUACCGGUGUUAAGUUCGAGGUGAAGUCCUCCGUCAACACCCCCUCCGGCUCUUCUUCUUCCACCUCUUCCGGCUCCGGUGGCUCCGGUACCUCUUCCGAUUCUUCCUCCAGCUCCGACGCCAGCUCCUCCGGUAUUUCCACCAACGCCGCUGCCCCCAACGGCGUCCCUUCCAUCGCCCUCGGUGGUCUUGGCGGUUUCUUCAUGCUUCUUGCAUCCCUUGUGUAA